UCUCACUCUGUAGAUCGCGAAGUGAGCUGAGUCACAAACACAAUACGUGAGCGUGAGGUGAUUUAUUUUGUGUUUUUGCUGUGUUGUUAAUUGAUGUUGUCACCAAGGGAAGACGAUGAUGACGACAGUCACCUCUGCAUCAAAUGCAACACCACCAUCGUCGGCUUGGACAACUACGUGAAGCACAGGAAGCAAAGAUGUGGGAAACUGAAACCUGAACACCAAAAGCCUGAGCUCCCGGCUAUAGAUCCUCUAGAACCGUCUUACAACCUUGGCGCUGAUGUGUUCUUCCAGUCUUUGGAGCUACAAAGCAGUGUAAAGAAAACCUCCCUGUCGAGACUCACUCCACCCAUUCCUAUAAGCAAAGCUAAUUUAGAUAGAAAGAGUUCUUUAGUUGUUCCAUCUACUUCUAGAGAACUCCCACGUAUGAGCCCCUUAGAAACAAAUCUCAGAGGGGAAGACUGGAUUGGAGGACACAGUCUGAGGAUUGGAAGUAAUGAGGACAAUCAAACAAAGCUAAUAAAUGCGGUUGCCAGCAUCAGUGGGGCUGUCAAAAAAGAUAUUCCGACUUCAUCGUACAAUAUAAACUAUGAUUACAAAGGCGAUGAAGACAGUGACGAAUCUGAGGAAUCAGAAGACGAUGAUGAGGAAGAGCAUCCUACUGGCAGUAAAUGGAAACCUCCUCCUAACUAUACUGGAGGUAAAUGGAGACCAGCCUCCCCUGAACACGAGGACUGGGAUAUGCGGGAAGAGCAAGAACACACUGGAGGAAAGUGGAAACCUAUAAUGCCUGAUAAUAAUGAACGUGAUGAAGAUUAUGAUGCACCUCCACCAGGACAUACGAAGGGCAAAUGGGUACCAGGUGCUAAUGAAAAGACUCAAAUAAUGCAGACAACCAUACAGACGAAGGGUUCUGUACAAUAUUGGUGCGGUCCCUGCAACAGAAGACUCAAUUCAAGGGCCAUCUAUGACAAGCAUCUUCGUUCCAGCUUGCAUUUGAAGAAAGUUCUUCCUGAACACGAGUUGGAAUUUUCAGGCCACUUGGAACCAAUGAAAAACGUAAUGGACAAGCGAUUGGCACGACCAUCACGAUUCGUUAAUGAUGAUAUUUACUCACAGGUGGAAGGAAAUAAAGAGGAUAAAAACGAUAGAAAAUUAAGUAUUAAAAUUGAAAAGAAAAAGAGGAAGAGAAAGCCUAAUUUUGUGCAUUGUUCUGGCUGCAAAUCAAGAGUUAGGCAGCAUUUGAUGGGAAAGCAUUUAAUAUCUCACUACCAUUUCAGAAAAGCUACAGAUACGAACACAACUCUGUAUCAGCAGCUUAUUUUAGACAACAUGGACGCCAUAGUUCACCAAUCGCCUUUCCAAUGCAGUCCCUGCAAGUUCUACACAAAUUGGCUAUCUACAUUCAUGCAACAUUGGUAUUCUGAAGAACAUAAUCAGAAACUCUCUGCCAUCGAAGGUAGACUUUGGUGCUCCUUUUGCAAAUUUGAUAGCGAAUCUUCCCAAGAAAUGUUAGAGCAUUUGUCUAGUUCAGACCAUAGUGAAGUCAUAGCAGUUAUCAACAGAUCCAUGCCGAUCAUAAUACGGAAGAAAACCGUAUUAAAAUGUGAUGCUUGCUGCAAAGAAUUCAAAUACAAUAUCGAGAUGAAACGACAUUGCCAAAAGACUGGCCAUCCAUUGGCGGUCACUGCCACUGACAAUUAUCAAGAGCUCCACAAGUGUCAACAUUGUAAAGCGAAGUUUAAAUCUUCCCUGACUCUUGCUGCUCAUUUGAAAUCCAAGCAUAAGCAGAGAGCCUACCUUUGUCUAGUAUGUAGCAUGAAUUUCAAUUCUUCGGAGGAGGCAAAGCAUCAUCGGCAGACUUCAGAACACAGAAUCAGAAGGAAGGAGAACUUAAGGGAACAAGGUGUGCCAACAAAAGACAUGAGCAAGAAAUGUCCUUACUGCACCGACAGUGUUAUUUUAAGAAAUGUUUUAGUUUUGAAGGAUCAUAUUCGGAGAGUGCAUCCUAAUAUGCGAAAGAAGUGUCCUAAAUGUGGAAUGUCGUUCAUCCUCUCUCAAGAAGUGACUCGCCACGUCAGAGACAACGCCUGUCAACUCUCCCAAACUGCUCAGAUAAGUUCUUCUAUUUUCUGGAACUGCAGCCAGUGCCUCUUCACCACCGACUCUCAAGCUGAGUGCUUCUUCCACGAAGUCUUGCACACGACACCUAAGAAGGAGCUUCUGAAAGUUGGAGACACGGAGAAAUUGGUUCAGAAGUAUCCAUGUCCUCUUUGUCCCAAGAGUUUUAAGAAGGCUUCGUUGCGCCAGCAUUUGAGACAGCAUACCUUCGAAAGACCUUUCAUUUGUUCCAUCUGUGGUGCAAACUUCACUCGGCAGACAAGCUUGGCCAACCAUUCCAGAAAUGAGCAUAGCACUGAAAUAGCCAAGAUACCGAAGUUGCCAGCUAUUGUGGAGAGGAUUGAAGAGUGGGAGUGCGGAAAAUGCAAGAGCAGAUUUUCGAGCAAGACAGCAUUGUCGCGUCAUUCCAGUACUUGCGCGAAUGCAAGCACCGCCCGUCGAUGUCCUCAUGACCAGUGCACAUUCGUGGCCAGCAAUUCUAGUCAACUUGCCAAACAUCGCAGAACCCACGGGGAGCACAUAAAACAUCAUGAGUGCCAUCUGUGUACGUUCAAGACAGACCAAGCGAGCCACAUGAAGCGGCAUAUGCUAUGCCACCAAGGAGUCAAACCUUACGGCUGUCCUCAUUGCACCUUUACUUGUGGAAGUUUGGAAAAUCUACGCAAACAUGUUCUUCGGAGUGGCCGGCAUCCAGGAUUAUAUCUCUAUCAUUGCCGAUUGUGUCCUUACAACACAAACACAGCUAUGGAACUUCGUGCCCAUCUAACUAUGGCCCAUGCCCAUAAAUAUGAUUCAAAGACUGCUGUUGAAGCUGUUAAAAUGCACCUUAUGAUCGGUGAUAAGAAAUAAUAUGACAUGAAUAAUUUUAAA
This is a messenger RNA of Helicoverpa armigera (cotton bollworm), 2991 nucleotides long. RefSeq names its product zinc finger protein 433. Gene Ontology annotation, biological process: regulation of DNA-templated transcription. The coding region runs from base 94 to 2970 and encodes 958 amino acids. Gene Ontology annotation, molecular function: DNA-binding transcription factor activity, RNA polymerase II-specific; RNA polymerase II cis-regulatory region sequence-specific DNA binding. The record is from RefSeq and is a predicted model, not a curated record. Lineage: Eukaryota; Metazoa; Arthropoda; Insecta; Lepidoptera; Noctuidae. The transcript has 6 exons.